Messenger RNA from Aspergillus neoniger CBS 115656, 1862 nucleotides. RefSeq names its product acyl-CoA desaturase. Bases 42 to 1406 code for a protein of 454 amino acids. The transcript has 2 exons. Gene Ontology annotation, cellular component: endoplasmic reticulum membrane. Gene Ontology annotation, molecular function: stearoyl-CoA 9-desaturase activity; iron ion binding; heme binding. The record is from RefSeq and is a predicted model, not a curated record. Lineage: Eukaryota; Fungi; Ascomycota; Eurotiomycetes; Eurotiales; Aspergillaceae. Gene Ontology annotation, biological process: unsaturated fatty acid biosynthetic process.
CCUGUUUCCAGAGAUUUCCCCCAACUCCAGAUACCGUCACAAUGGGUGAAAGAAAGAGGAAUCCUAAGGUGAUAGAAGGGUUACACGACACCCAGCCUGAGAAAAUACCAACAGCAGGCCAAUUACACCAAGACGAUUUUAUAACGACCCUUUCGUCCUGGUGUAAUAAAGUCCGUUGGUUCAACUUUACCAUGCUGAUAACCAUUCCUCUUAUUGCCUUCCUACAAGUUCCCUGGGUUCCUAUGCAUCGGAAAACACUGGUACUGUCGAUUAUAUACUACGUUACAACUGCAAUAUCCGUGACCGCAGGAUACCACCGAUUAUGGGCCCAUCGAUCCUACUCCGCCUCCCCAACACUCAAGUGGCUGCUAGCAGCAUUUGGUGCAGGAGCGGUGCAAGGUUCUAUCAAAUUCUGGGUUCGAGAACAUAGAGCCCACCAUCGAUAUACUGACACAGAUCAGGACCCAUAUAAUGUCAAGAAGGGUCUGCUGCAUGCACAUAUUCUCUGGGUGAUCACGAAACAGCCCCGGAAAAACAACAGGGUGGAUAUAUCCGAUCUCCAGAAUGACUGUGUGGUGGCGCUGCAGCAUAGGUACUACUUCCUUGCUGCUUUCUUCAUGGGAUGGGGGUUCCCAACCCUAGUCGCUGGCCUGGGCUGGAACGACUGGUACGGAGGCUUCCUCUAUGCAGGCAUUCUUCGGUCUUUUUUUGUUAACCAGGCGACGUUCUGUGUGAAUUCAUUGGCUCAUUGGAUUGGGGAACAGCCCUACGAUGACCGCCGCUCAUCCCGGGAUCAUCUCAUCACUGCUCUCAUCACGAUGGGAGAGGGGUAUCACAAUUUCCACCAUGAGUUUCCCUCCGACUACCGCAAUGGGAUUGAAUGGUAUCAGCCUGAUAUUACCAAGUGGGCUAUCAGGCUCUGCGAACAACUGGGACUAGCCUACGAUUUGAAACGUUUCCGGCAAAAUGAGAUUGGUAAGAGCCGGCUACAGCAAGUCUUCAAGAAACUGAAUGUUGAAAGAGAAUCCCUUGACUGGGGGCCGCCACUCAGUAAGCUACCUGUUAUGGAGUGGGAUGAGUAUCAUGAUAAGGUUACGCAGGGUCACGUUUUAAUACUAAUCGGUGGAGUCGUUCACGAUGUGUCGAAGUUUAUUCAUGAACACCCUGGAGGCGAGUCGAUGAUGCGCAUGGCACUAGGGAAGGAUGCUACCACCUUGUUCAAUGGUGCCGUCUACCUCCAUUCAAACGCCGCAAAUAAUAUACUGGCAACUUUACGAGUGGCCAUCCUUCGAGGUGGAUGUGAAGUGGAGAUCUUCAAGAAACAGAACAACAGCAUUGAUAUGUUAGCCAAGGAAACUCCGGUACAUGUCCAAAAUCAACCGAAAUCCAUCGCUGGCCACUCGUGAUGAUUAUUCCUUGUUGAUAUCAUCUUGAAAGGAUAGAUAGGUAGGACGUAUUGGAACCAACGGGCUUGCACACGCGAAGAGCAGGAUCCAAGAUGUGUUUUGGAGCGAACUGUUUUUCGAACCCUAAGCUCGGAGAUCUAAUAUAAUUAUUCAUACUAAUUGCUCUUGUGGAUGGGCUCUUUUUGUCAUAAGCAGCCUAUACUGGCAAAGUCCCUGACUUGCUACCGCAACUGGGGUUUGAUAACUAGUCUCUCUACAACAGGACAUGGAAUGCAGUUUCAGACGGGUCUGUAAGAGUAGGACAUGGUAUCACGGUUCCCAAAUAGGCUGAUGAUCCACCACCACUCGCGGGAUUGUCAAGCUGAAGUGAAUCGCGCCAGGGAAUUCGCCGUUCUGCGAGGGAUGCAUGUCUCUGCUUGUAUCGGAGAGGGGACUAGUGAGGUUACUAGAGAGGGC